Molecule: messenger RNA, 3204 nt
Organism: Fonsecaea pedrosoi CBS 271.37
Lineage: Eukaryota; Fungi; Ascomycota; Eurotiomycetes; Chaetothyriales; Herpotrichiellaceae
Exons: 1
Coding region: 1-3204 (1067 amino acids)
Biological process (GO): transcription preinitiation complex assembly; transcription by RNA polymerase III; DNA-templated transcription initiation
Cellular component (GO): transcription factor TFIIIB complex; nucleus; transcription preinitiation complex
Molecular function (GO): TBP-class protein binding; RNA polymerase III type 3 promoter sequence-specific DNA binding; RNA polymerase III general transcription initiation factor activity
Source: RefSeq, a predicted model, not a curated record
AUGCCACCCAAGCCGCCCCCACCCAAGCCCCGGGCUGGCCAACACCGCCGACCCAACUAUCGCGGGCGCAUCGAAGGCUUGGGCAGCCCGGCACCAAGUUCUCUUCGAGCAUCGACCCCUACACUUGUGCGAGCACCCACGCCAGUCAGCCAACCUCUUGCUCGCUCAAAGCCUCUGUGUCCGAAUCCCGACUGCCCCGACCGGACAAAGGUUGUGUACAGCGACCAAGGCCUCAUCUGCGAGAGUUGUGGAGCCCUAGUACAGGAAGAAUCCGGUCUUGUCAGCGAGCAGGGAUUCGGUGAAACUGAGUCUGGCCGUAUUACCGCCCUUGGUGUUCAGGUUGGUGAAAACCAGUCUCAUCAAAGGAACUACCAUGGUGGUGCUUUCGGGAGUGCUGGCCGUGAGGCGCCCCUCAAUCGCGAACGCUCAAAAGCUCAAGCUAGGAACAUCAUGUCUUCUUACAUCGCUCUCCUUGGUAUCAGACAUACCGAGGUCGAGACGGCCGAGAGACUCUUCGAGUUCGCAAAUACUCUUGGCUUUAUCCAGGGAAGAACCAUUGAGAGUGUAGCCGUCACCUGCCUCUACGCUGCUUGCCGACGCAAGACCGAGCAGGUCGAGGGCCAGCCCAGACCCAUGUACAGCCUCAUGCUGAUUGAUUUUGCCGAAAAAAUGAAUAUGGAUGUUUUUGCCUUGGGAAGGGUGUAUCAAGACCUCGUCAAGAAGCUCUACCUCCAACAAGGAAGAGGCUAUCGAAUGGAUGGCUCAGCAGAAUUCUGGGGCAUGGAUCCAGCCACGCUUGUGCCUAGGUUUGUCGACGAGCUGGAUUUUGACAAGCAUGAUCGAGACAAAAUCAAACGCGAUGCUAUUAACAUCGUCAAGCGGAUGAAGCGCGACUGGAUCGCCCAUGGCCGCAGACCCUCGGGCGUCUGUGGUGCAGCGGUCAUUCUGGCAGCUCGAAUGAACAAUUACCGCCGGACCACUCGCGAGGUCGUGCUGACUGCGAAAGUCACCGAGAUCACUAUCAACAAACGACUCGAGGAAUUCCAUGACACACAGGCGAGUAAACUCUCAGUCACGAAAUUCAGAAGUGACGGGAUUCCGGAGCCCUUCACACCACACCCACUUGAUGAGCAACAACCGCCUGUCUUGAAACAAGCACUAAACCCUAAGCCCAAAGGCAGGAAGAGGGGACGACCUCGAAAGAAUCCCCUUCCAGAGACCGCCGCAGAAAUCGAAGGGGAUGCCACAGGUCCCGGAACCCAGGCUGCUCAGGUUUCGGGUGAAGGACAACCACCGCCGGCAAAGCGAGUUCGCAUCGAUGCAGAAGGCUACAAGAUUCCAGAGAUCCCAGCUCGACUGCUUGCGAUUGACCCAGCUCUAACUCAGAGUGAGACGCCUGCUGAAUCACAACCUGAACAAACCGACGCAUUGCGAGAGGCAACACCGUCAUCAUCGCACAAUGGCGAAGGCCAGGACGUCCCAGAAUCCUCGCAGCCUCGACAGCGAAGACAUAAAUCUGCGCACUGGAAAGCACCACCUGCAUCAGCAGCGGAAAUCGCGAUUGAGAACGAAAUUGAACAGGGUAUCGCAGAAGCAUUACGGGACAACCCAGAACUCGAUCCAAACUACCGGACUCUACCUCCAGGUGAACAGCAGGUACAGGAGCAACUGCCCAGUGGUGGCGUAUCUUCUGAACCAGGAGAAGAACAAGGUCGACCACCAGCCACUAUAGAUCUCACGGUCGACCCAACUGAGACCGUUCCCCCACACCCAAAGGACAAGAGAGCGGGACCCCCGUGUAACACAAACAUUGGUAAUCUUGGCAUCGUUUCUCUUUCUCCAACUCUCGGAGCCUCAGAAUUCGACUCGGACGAAGAUGUCUCUACCUGUCUCUUGUCCGAGCAGGAGACCCGCAUCAAGGAAAGAGUGUGGGUGAGUAUGAAUGCCGAUUGGUUGCGACAGGAUCACGCCAAGCGGAUCAAGAAAGAAUUGAAGGAGGCGGACAUGAGGGCGAGAGGCUUGGACCCGGAGCAGGAGGAGAGGAGAAGGAAACUGGAGAGGUUGAGGAGAAAGGAUGGGACUAAGAGACCGGGUCGCCGGGGAGACGUGAGCUAUUUGAAGGAGCAGCGCGGCGGGAGAAAGAGAGGUAGAGGUGUGGAGGGCGAGGGUGAAGGCGGCGAGAGAGUAGACGGAGAGGGUGCAGAGGUAGAGAAUGAAGGAGACGAAGGAGAAGGCGGGGACGAACAGGACAACACCACGGUCGGCGGAAGAGAGAGAAGUGCCGCGAAAUCCAUGAGGCUGAUGCUCAUGAACCGUAGGACGUUUUCGCGGCGGAUUAACUAUGACGCCCUCGAAGCCAUCUACGGCAUGUCGUCAACCAGUGAGGACAGCGAGUCGCGUAGCGCCACAGGCGAAGCUCGAAGCCGCAGCCAGAGCGUCGCACAGAGCGAUACCACUGCGACCCCAGGACCUGAGGGUGGGCGCGAAAGAAGCAGGGAAGCCAGUGUUAUGAGCGCCGCCAGCACUGGACCGUUGGAACUCUUCCGCGGAAACAUGAGCAAAGAGCGGAAAAACGCUAUCCAAGCAGCAGAUAGAAGGGAGAAGAAAAGACGGGAGCAAAUGGAGGGGGAGAAGGACGACAAGUCCCCCACCAACGAUGCUGCUGGUGCCCGCGAGGGAAGUCAGGGAAGUGCUGGCGGAGCGAGCAGGUCGGUCUCACGGAGUCGUAGCGCGAGCACACCCGCCUCGGAGGGAGAAGGGGACGCAGAGGAAGACAGUCGUGGGAGAGAGCGUGAAGUCAGCGGGCCGAGUCCGGAACGUGAAUCUCGACGGCAGCAGAACCAGCAACAUCAACUUCCCUCUCCGCCCAGAACGCAGUCCCAGCAGAUUCCUGCCAUAAAGACGUCCUCUGCUCCGUCGUCCUCGAUUCCACAAAUCCAAGUCACAGGGGGAAGUACUGCGUCGAAAUCAACGGCGGGACAGCCCGCCGUGGCAGAAAAGGGGAAUAAUGCGCCUGAGGACGACGAUGAUGAUGGCGACGAAGAGGAGGAGGAAGAUGAUGACAAUGACGACAACGACUCGGACGAAGCAAGCUACGACUCGGACGAGAACGUGGAUGAGGAGGAGGCCGGUGGUGGUGAUGAUGAUGGAGAAGCCGAUGAAGAUGUCGACGCCGCGUUCGAGGGCCGCUAUGUUGGUCGUUAG